ACACACCCCUCUACUUCACUGGGUGGAGCCUCUCAUUCUGUGUCUGAUUAAGAAAGCAAGCGUGGGAAGAACAUAGGGAACUUAAAGAAAAUGUACAGUCUUUGGGAUAGUUUGCUCUUCACCAUAUUCAGCUAAAAAAAGGCUUUGUGGAUCACAUUUUAAAGACAUUUAAUGAAAGGAUUUCAAGUGGCAGCAAAAGGAAAAACAUGGGGAUACUAUAUUCACAGCCCAUUUGCCAGGCAGCUUAUAAUAAUGAUUUCAAUGAACUUCAGCUCCUCUUGGAAGAAGAUAGAAAUAAUCUGAAUAUCCAGGACUAUUUUGGUGGAGACACGCCGUUAAUCUGUGCAUGCAAAAAAGGGCACAACAGAAUCGUCAGUUACCUUCUGAAAAUGAAUGCUGAUGUGAACAUAAAAAAUAAGAAAGAAAGAACCUGUUUGCACUACGCUGUCAAAAAGCGAUUUGGUUUCCUUGAUUAUUUGCUCAUCAUACUUUUAAUGCCCGUUAUGCUAUUAGGAUAUCUUCUAAUGGUAAGUUCCAGCUCGGGGGUGGGUGGGGGUGUGGAGGCAGGACUUUACAGCCUUAUGGAAGGCUAA
Molecule: messenger RNA, 593 nt
Organism: Notechis scutatus (mainland tiger snake)
Lineage: Eukaryota; Metazoa; Chordata; Lepidosauria; Squamata; Elapidae
Source: RefSeq, a predicted model, not a curated record